Messenger RNA from Gekko japonicus, 1729 nucleotides. Its product is annotated as alveolar macrophage chemotactic factor-like. Gene Ontology annotation, molecular function: chemokine activity; CXCR chemokine receptor binding. Gene Ontology annotation, biological process: chemokine-mediated signaling pathway; neutrophil chemotaxis; cellular response to lipopolysaccharide. Gene Ontology annotation, cellular component: extracellular region. Bases 45 to 347 code for a protein of 100 amino acids. NCBI's taxonomy places the organism in Eukaryota, Metazoa, Chordata, Lepidosauria, Squamata, Gekkonidae. The transcript is spliced from 4 exons. The record is from RefSeq and is a predicted model, not a curated record.
GAGGCAUUCAGAGCACGCCGCCGCCUGCAACACACGAAGCCACGAUGAGUCCGAGCCGUCGAGUGUCCCUCGUCCUCUUCCUCUCCCUGCUAGCCGGGAGCCUCCUGCCAAGCCGAGCUGCGCCCCUGACCGGUGAACUGCGCUGCCAGUGUAUCGAGUUGUUUUCAGGCAGGAUCCCCAUAAAGCGCUUUGCCCGACUAAAUCUCUACCCUGCGGGACCUCACUGCGCCAACACAGAAGUCAUAGCCACCACCACAGAAGGGAGAGAGGUCUGUCUGAAUCCCGAAGCGCCUUGGGUCAAGGUGGCUAUCAAAAGGAUUCUGGAAAAGAAUCAAGAAAGAAAAUGAGUCAUGAAGGAAGCCACUAAACGGGGAUGAAGAGGGAAGAUACUGGUGAUCUCCAGGAAGGAAGAAAAUAACUGGGAGCCCAUAGAAGGAAGAGCUGGAAAGUGAAUCCUGCUUUUCCUGGCUUUGACCGCAGAGCCGCUGUUUGGAAUGCUUUCCACUAUUUAUUACUGAGCCUUGUUUUUAUGUAUUUAUUUUAUAUAUUUAUUCCUAACUAUAUUUAUUCCUAACUUUUGAAUGUCUGUGUCAGUUAAAGCACUUUGUGUAACGGAAGGAUGUGGAAUGUAGGUGACAGCGCUUAGAUGCUGUAUGGUUAAUUCCAGUAGGAAGCUGUCUUGCACAAGCCCUAAAGGAGCCAAUAGGAGCUGCCUCAGGGCACUAUAGUGAAGCUGUUGGUUGCUCCUGUGGAGCUUGCAUGGGAGGACGUCUUGCUAGAUGGUGCCCAACAAUGUUCCUUUACAAGUGGGUAAAGUGAAUCACCUGGGAGAGAAAUCCAGGAAAGUUGUCCUUGCUUGUUCCCCAGUGUGGGAGCCAAAGAGGUGGCUAUUCAGAAAGCAUUUGAGUUGCUGUAUAAUUUAUAAGUAUGAAAUAAUUACUUAAAAUUAUGUAAUAAUUUAUGGCUGGGAGUGUUCCUGUUUGUCACCAUGUAUGAUGAUUUAUGGGGCUUCUCUUGGUCUUAUUAUUUCAAGACUGUAUUGGUACUUUCUGUUUUUAUAAUAUGUUGAAGAUAUUGCAGUAAUUUUAAAAUGACUUGUUGGCUGGCCACUUUUUGGAUUUUGGAUCAUAAUAUGGGAUCAUAAUAUUUGAAUGAGAUGACUAUUACUAUAUAUAAUGGCUGUGGUCAUACCUAAAUCCAGACCUGGAGAAUGUAUUCCCUAUAUUAGGGUUCUGGAGCUAGAUGUAGAACACUGAAUGUCAUGCCCUUUUAUUCAGACCAGGGCAGACGAUUGUGACUGUAGCACUUAUACUAAGAUGGGCUUACUUGGCUGAUGUUGAUGCUGCCUGCCAGUGGGGCUGAUGUUGAGUUGGUUCCAGCCAUCUUCUUCACAAGUUGAGUUCCCAUCUUUACUACAUCCCACUUGGCUUUGUGUGGUCAAAGAGACAGUCUUCCAUUUUCCCCAGCAGAAAAGCUCAUUCUAUGCACUUAUUGCAUGUUAUGUUGAUGAGACGAGGGCAGCUCAGUGGGCUAGAUCCAUGUCUCAAGCCACAAGGUUCCCGGCUGAGGUCUUUCCUGAUGUUGAUUUGGUGUAUCAGUAGGUGAGCCUUUCAGUUUCAAACAGCACCAUCUUAGGCAGUGUUACAGCCAUCUAAGUUCCAUUGACCUUGACUUGGAUGGCCCAGGCUCACCCAAGCUCAUCAGAUCAUGGAAGCUAAGCAGGGUUAGC